UGCCCAUUGUCUGGACGUUAGCCAUUGUAUAUACACUUCCCUUCUUCUAUUCGUAAAUACCCGUACUGCUAGCAUCAUACACCUCAUCUUCGGAAUAAUCCACCAACAGUCAAAUUCACAUUAUGGCUCCCUCUGCUACCGGUGUGUCCAACGCGGCACAAGCUCCGAAGCCCUCCCGAUUCGACCCUACAUUUACCCAACAUGUCAUUGACACUAUGGGUCCCAACACAACCGAGAGAAACCGGGUUGUUCUCUCAGCGCUAAUCCGACACAUCCAUGACUUCGCCCGGGAAGUCGAGCUUACCAUUGACGAAUGGCUAGCUGGUGUCCGAUACAUCAAUGCCGUCGGUCGUGUCUACUCUGAGUCGGGAGAAACGAGAAAUGAAGCUCACCGAUUGUCCGACAUUCUUGGACUUGAGACAUUGGUCGAUGAGAUCGCGCACAAGAUUAUCUCCGAAACUGAAGUCGACCCGACCUCCUCCGCCAUCCUCGGACCCUUUUGGUCGCCCAACGCGCCGUUCCGCGAGAAUGGAGGAACUAUCAUUCAAGACGCAGCUCCGAACGGACAAGUCGUGCUCAUGCACGGUACCAUCAGUGAUCUAGUGACCGGAAAGCCGAUCCCGAACGCCGUCUUUGAUAUCUGGCAAGCUUCGUCCAACGGAAAAUACGAUUUCCAGGACCCCAAGAACCAAUCCCCGAAUAAUUUGAGGGGCAAAUUCCGCGCCGAUGAAAACGGCAAGUAUUGGUUCUACUGCUACUAUCCAACAGCGUAUUCCCUGCCUACCGAUGGUCCCUCGUACCAGCUACUGAAUAUGAUGGACCGACACCCCAUGCGCCCGGCGCAUAUUCACAUUAUGGUCACACACCCAGAAUACAAGGGCUGCACCACACAACUCUACCCCAAGGACGACCCGUGGCUAUCAUCCGACACCGUCUUCGCCGUCAAGGACGACCUAGUCGUCGACUUCAAGCCGCUUGAGGGCGACGACAAGGCCAAGCUUGAGCUUGACUACAAUGUUAUUCUAGCGCCUAAGGAUUACAAGGGAAAGUCUUUCUAAAUGAAAUAGGGUAAAGCAAGAUGAAAUGAGGGUCUUACCAGGGCUUAUGUAUAUAUGAACACUUCGGAGACUUUCAUUCUCCUCGUGUAUAAGAGGUUCGGAUAAGGCGAAGGGGGAUGCUGGUUCGUGGUCACGAGCCAAGGAACCCAAUUGGGAGUGACGCUCUAAAAAGAGAGACGAUAUAUCCCUUUGUCAUGAUAUAAGGGAAUGGGCGUUACGCCUACCAAAAUCGGUGGAAAUCGCCGAAAUAAUGAGAAACGUCCACUACGAUGACUUCAAAACAUAUCAGGCCCCUCUAGUGUGUGUUUACGAGUAAGCU
This is a messenger RNA of Hypoxylon trugodes, 1377 nucleotides long. Its product is annotated as aromatic compound dioxygenase. The coding region runs from base 123 to 1058 and encodes 311 amino acids. Gene Ontology annotation, biological process: catechol-containing compound metabolic process. Gene Ontology annotation, molecular function: catechol 1,2-dioxygenase activity; ferric iron binding. The transcript is spliced from 3 exons. The record is from RefSeq and is a predicted model, not a curated record. NCBI's taxonomy places the organism in Eukaryota, Fungi, Ascomycota, Sordariomycetes, Xylariales, Hypoxylaceae.